Messenger RNA from Clunio marinus, 1585 nucleotides. The record is from the annotation of a GenBank genome assembly. NCBI's taxonomy places the organism in Eukaryota, Metazoa, Arthropoda, Insecta, Diptera, Chironomidae.
GUAGUACUAGAUUAAAAUAUUUUGAGAAACGUGAAAUUGAAUAAAAAUUCAAAUUUUUAUCUUGUUUGAAUUGUCAUGUAGAUAGCUUUAAAUAGAAGAAAUUCAUGAAAAAAUGGGUAAAAAGCAGACAUCAAAGUCCUCACAGAGCCAAAUAAAGCUUAAAGAUACGCUAUCAAGCAAAGAAAGAAACGAACUCAAGGUUCUAUCAGAUGCAAUCUUAGUGAAAACUCUUGAGCAGCCUUCUGAUGAGUUCCAACAUUUCAUUGAGCUCGAUGGUUUAAUCCAGCGAAUUCGAAAGAUUGAAAGUGGAAUUAAAUCGCCAAUAAAAUCGAAUCGUGACAAUGAAACUAUUGAUGACUUUGUCAGCUGGUGUCAAAAGCAAGGAGCAAAAUUUUCAAAGAUUCAACUUAAGAAAAUCGGCACUGGUUCGGAUUUGGGCCUCGUAGCUAAAGUUACUUUAAAGAAAGAUGAAAAUUUUAUUGAAAUUCCUGACUCAAUGAUUUUUUCAUUCUCAAAAAUUCAAGAAGAUCUUCCAACUCCACUUAAACAAUGUCCUUUGUUUGAUGGAAUGAGUAAUGUUCGUUUAGCAUUUGCUUUGAUGAUUGAGAAGUUGAAGCCAAACAGUAAUUGGAAACCCUAUCUUGAUGUUCUGCCAGACAAGUUCCGCACAGUUCUUUAUUUUACGCCAACUGACAUGAGAGAAUUGCAAGGAACAGUCGCCUUAUCAUCAGCCCUAAAACAAGUGAAAUUCAUCGCUAGUCAAUAUGCAUUUCUCUAUAAAUUUUUGCUCACGACACAAUCAUCAGCAGAUUGCCCGAUGGUUGAUGAACUUUUAAUAAGCUUCACGUAUGAUUUUUACUGCUGGGCAGUGAGUUGUGUAAUGACGAGGCAAAAUUUAGUUCCACAAGGAGAAAGUAAAGAACUUGAAGCAGUUCUUAUUGGAUUGUGGGACAUGGCAAAUCAUAGCAACGGAACAAUCAACACUUGUUACAAUGAAGUGACGAACAAUAUUGAAAGUUUCUGUCUUAAAAAUUUUGAAAGCGGUGACCAAGUGACAAUGGCUUACGGUGACCGAUCCAAUGAAGACUUUUUCAUUCACAAUGGGUUUGUUUUUCCUGAAAAUACAAAUAAAAGUUACAACAUCAAAUUGAGUUUAAGUAAAUCUGAUCAACUCUUAGAUGAGCGCACAAAAUUGUUCACAAAGAUUGAAGUGAAAACAUCAGGAAACUUUCAAGUCUCUCCUGAGUUCUCAAAUGAUUUAAUUGCUUUUGUGAGGAUUUUCAACAUGACUAAAGAUCAAUUGAUAUACUGGAACAUUGCUGACAACGCCAAAGAUUUGCUUAAUUCUGACAUCAAGUUGGAUGAAGAGUUAGAAGGAAAAGUUCGCAUGUUUUUAUUGAUGCGUGCAAAGAUUCUUUUAAGAGCUUUUCCAACUACUCUCGACGAUGAUGAAUCGUUACUAGCUACACAACUCCAAAGAACUAAAACAAUGCUCGUUCAAUAUAGAGUUCUUGAGAAGAAAUCGCUACUCGAAAUCAUUGCAAGAAUCGAAAAUAUCAUAAAAAGCGACAACACACAAAAUUAA